GAAAAGAAGAAAACUUCUUUCUCUCUCAAAUGACAAAUUUAAAAAUUUCCACCUUUUCAACCUUAUCUUGCCUAUUUUUAUUAAUUAGUUAUUCAACAAAUGAAGGACGUAUUUAUAAAGUUAAAUCAUCAAAUAAUUUAAGGUUAAAACAAAAAACUUGUAAAGCUUAUUCAAAUCCAAAAUUACAUGUUUUAAUGGACAGAAUUUGUCAAUUAUGUCACGAAAUGUUUUCUCAUUCAAUGCCUAAUUUUAGAGCAGAAUGUACCGAAAAUUGUUAUAAAAAUACAAAAUUUAGAAAUUGUUUAAAUAUGUUUUCUGUUUUACCCUCAAAAACUUCUAAAGGAAAUAAUUUGUCAAAAUAUUUAAUUGAAGAGGAGGAAGAAGAGAAUGAUGUUGUUGAUGAUAUUGAUGAAAAUGAAGAAUUAAAUGAUACACAACAAAGAGAGCGGUAA
Messenger RNA from Meloidogyne enterolobii, 452 nucleotides. The record is from the annotation of a GenBank genome assembly. Lineage: Eukaryota; Metazoa; Nematoda; Chromadorea; Rhabditida; Meloidogynidae.